AUGCUUUACGCGACUUUGAACACAUACGACACAUUGGCAGCUGCCGGCAUCGUCCCUAGCUAUGAUCAGACUUACGAGCUUGAGGCAAUUCAAGCGGCGCUAGCAUUGCCACACGAUGGCUUCCCAGUCACACUACGCUGUCACGGCUCCUAUCUGCAAGAGAUCUGGUACCACUAUUCUGUUCGGGGACCACUACGCCAUGCUGAGCCGUUUGACGAGUCCUCCGAGGUCACUCUCAGGUCCAACACCGACAUAUUCGUCCCGACUGGACCUGAUAUCUCGAAGUCGAAUUGUCCACGCACUGGGAUCCGCUACAUGCCGAAGGAUAGCCAACAGCCUACGCACACGACUUCCCCGCCGCACAAGCCUACCCAUUCUGCCAAUCCGACUAGCACCCCAGGUCGGCCGUUCUCCGGUCGUGGUCAUCUGAUUGUGCGACCAAUCUCCACUGCCCCAUCAGACUCUGGGCCCAAAGCUCCGGUGGAGCAGCAACCUCUAGCACUCGGGGCUAACCAAGACUUGCAAGCUCUCUCCGAAACGAAAGGCUGCCUCAUCCGUGGCGGCCUCUGGUACGCUUCCGGCGGCUGCGCAACUUACCUGGCCAAGACCGAUGCUCCCCAUUUCGAGGACCAGUCCUCAACCACCCCUGGAGAGCCAAAGCCACAUCUGUUCACCCUCUCCUCCCUGUACUUCCCAUGUGCUGUGGUGCAGGACACUGCAUUCAAAUGCGCGAAGGAUCUUGGCGUGCAGACGAUCUUCGAGGGCAUCAAUGUCACCACAUCGACGGAAGAUGGACGAGACGCCACCACACGUGAAGUGCUGGCCUGGCGAGGGCGGACGACCUUCUAUGCGGAUAGCAUACCAGGGAGGUUUGAGAAGGUCGAGAUCUUCGCCGACGAUGACGCUGGGAGGAGAGAAGUGCAGCUGGAAGUUGAGUGGGCGGAAAUUUGA
Molecule: messenger RNA, 951 nt
Organism: Cyphellophora attinorum
Lineage: Eukaryota; Fungi; Ascomycota; Eurotiomycetes; Chaetothyriales; Cyphellophoraceae
Product: Ribonuclease T2-like protein
Exons: 1
Coding region: 1-951 (316 amino acids)
Molecular function (GO): RNA binding; ribonuclease T2 activity
Source: RefSeq, a predicted model, not a curated record